Molecule: messenger RNA, 252 nt
Organism: Gaeumannomyces tritici R3-111a-1
Lineage: Eukaryota; Fungi; Ascomycota; Sordariomycetes; Magnaporthales; Magnaporthaceae
Product: U6 snRNA-associated Sm-like protein LSm6
Exons: 3
Coding region: 1-252 (83 amino acids)
Biological process (GO): mRNA splicing, via spliceosome; maturation of SSU-rRNA
Cellular component (GO): nucleolus; U6 snRNP; sno(s)RNA-containing ribonucleoprotein complex
Molecular function (GO): RNA binding
Source: RefSeq, a predicted model, not a curated record
AUGGAGAACGGAGCAAUGACCCAAGGCGAGGGCAAGGACCCGACAAGCUUCCUCAGCGACAUCAUCGGCAACAUGGUCACCGUCAAGCUGAACUCGGGCGUCAUCUACAAGGGCGAGCUGCAAUCAGUGGACGGCUACAUGAACAUUGCCUUGGAGAAGGCCGAGGAGUGGGUCGCCGGUCAAAAGAAGCGGUCCUACGGCGACGCCUUCGUUCGUGGCAACAACGUUAUGUAUAUUGCGGCCUCAUCAUAG